Acanthaster planci (crown-of-thorns starfish) is the source of this 2074-nucleotide messenger RNA. RefSeq names its product AP-1 complex subunit mu-1-like. Gene Ontology annotation, biological process: vesicle-mediated transport; intracellular protein transport. Lineage: Eukaryota; Metazoa; Echinodermata; Asteroidea; Valvatida; Acanthasteridae. Gene Ontology annotation, cellular component: clathrin adaptor complex. The record is from RefSeq and is a predicted model, not a curated record.
AUGGGACAGAUCACACAGCCGACGACACAUCAUAUCGAAACUCGGGAUUGUGUCCGCACAAUUUCUGGGCCUAAAUCCUCACAACAGUUAUUCUUAUUUCCAAAUGAUAGGUUUGAACAGUUGAAAGGUGACACCAAAAGCCUGCCAUCAUGUCUCUUUCGGCAGUUUUCUUCCUUGAUCUGAAGGGGAAGGUGCUGAUUUCCCGAAACUACCGUGGUGAUGUGGACAUGUCCUCCGUGGAUAAGUUCAUGACACUGAUUUUGGACACGGAAGAGGAAGGUCAAGUGUCACCCAUCAUAACGCACGGGGCCGUUACCUUCAUGUACAUUAAGUACAACAACCUUUACUUGGUGGCCUGUACCAAAAAGAAUGCAAAUGUUGCACUUGUCUUCACGAUGCUUCACAAAAUCGUUGAGGUUUUCAUUGAAUACUUCAAAGAAUUAGAAGAGGAGAGUAUUAGGGAUAACUUUGUCUUGAUCUACGAGCUUCUUGACGAGUUGAUUGACUUUGGUUACCCACAGACGACCGACAGCAAGAUAUUACAAGAGUAUAUCACCCAGGUGGGUCAAAAGCUAGAGAUUGCUCCUAAACCCCCACCAGCCAUCACCAACGCUGUGUCUUGGAGAAGUGAAGGAGUCCGCUACCGCAAGAACGAGGUCUUCCUUGACGUCAUAGAAUCCGUCAAUCUGUUGGUGAAUUCUAAUGGCAACGUCCUGCGCAGUGAGAUAGUUGGCGCCGUCAAGAUGCGAGUGUUUCUGAGUGGAAUGCCAGAGCUACGACUCGGCCUGAAUGACAAAGUGCUGUUUGAGAACACAGGCAGAGGAGGUAAGAGUAAAUCGGUGGAGCUGGAAGACGUCAAGUUUCAUCAGUGUGUGCGGCUGUCUCGCUUUGAGAACGACCGGACAAUCUCCUUCAUCCCCCCAGACGGAGAGUUUGAGCUCAUGUCGUACCGCCUCAACACUCAUGUCAAGCCCCUGAUCUGGAUUGAGUCGGUCAUCGAGCGGCAUUCCCACUCGCGAGUGGAGUACAUGAUUAAGGCUAAGAGCCAGUUCAAGCGUCGGUCCACGGCCAACAAUGUGGACAUCAUCAUCCCAGUGCCCAACGAUGCCGACUCGCCCAAAUUCAAGACCACCGUCGGCUAUUCCCGGUACCUGCCGGAGAGCAGCGCAGUGGUCUGGCACAUCAAAUCGUUUCCGGGUGGCAAGGAAUUCCUGAUGAGGGCGCACUUCAACCUUCCCAGCGUGGAGGCGGAGGAAGCUGAAGGGCGGCCACCAAUCAGCGUCAAGUUUGAGAUUCCCUACUUCACUACUUCAGGUAUCCAGGUUCGGUACUUGAAGAUCAUCGAGAAGAGUGGAUACCAGGCGUUGCCAUGGGUACGGUACAUCACACAAAACGGUGACUACCAGGUCAGAGUAUAGUGGCACCAGUGAAAAAAAAGGAAAAUCUCCCGUAACUGUACUACUAGAUUUUGGUUUGGAGAAAUAUGUAAACUGUGAUGUAUAUACCAACUGUCUCAACUUAUCAUUUACCUAAUUACACUCUGUACAUCCUAAUCAUAAUUUAAAUUGACGGCAAUAGACAUGCAGUAAGAGCAACUUUUAGCUUGCAUCUUAUUUUUAGAGCAUUCCAAUUAGUUUUGUUUAUUUAACACCCCAAAUAUAGUAGACUGUGUAGUAUGAGCCACGUGCACAAUGUUAAAGAAAGAACACCACCAUUACACAUUCAUGCCAGGUGUAAAAAACAUUUUUCACCCAUCAUCCAGAAUAUUUAUCACCCGGUCAACCUGAAUAUCAAACCAUGCUUGCACAAUUCUCUGAACGGGAAAUUUGAAAUUGGAUUGGUAUGGGGUUGUUUAACAAAAGUCUUGAGAACGAAACAAACCCCUCCUGCUCAUGUAUUUUGCUAGGAACCUUCCUACGUCCACGCAAGUUCACCAUGUAGCACAAGUUUGGGGAGUCGAGCUUUAAAGUUCUACAGUUUUGCAGCAAUCAACAUAUUAAAAACCAGAUGCUAAAUUUGGUUCAGGGAAAGUUGUGGCUUGUUGAGAAUUCAACGGAAUUUACAGGAGAUAAAA